CACCCACAUGGUCCAGGAUGGGCAAGCGCAACAACAAGACAGCCAAGCGCGAGCAGAGGACAGCCCAGCUCAUCCAACGGCUGACGGCUCGGCGGGAUGAAGCGACGGCGCUGCGAAAGAAGAGCAGCAAGGCGGCUACGCCCGUGAAGGCAAGCAACAGCAGUAGCAACAGCAACAGCAGCGAUGCAGCUGUGAUGGCAGCCGCCUCCGCAACGGCGGCGUCACGGAAGAUGGCAAAGGCGAUGGACAUUGACUUGGACGAGGCAACCGCAGCCAGGCUGCACACCCUGACGAAGAAAGGCAAGAAAGGUGCCAAGAAACAGCAGCAACGGAGCAAGAGGAGAGGAAAGAAGAACAAGCAACCCAGUGAACCCACAGCUGGCGUCGCAUCAUCACAGCGCAUCGUUCGCAGAAAAGCCAGGCAAACGGCGCUGGCAACCGAGAUGGUACAGAUGCAGAAUGUGCUGUCCAACUCGACGUUCAGGUCCAAUCCCCUGGCGGCGCUCCAGGAACACAUUGCACACAACCUCGCCGCCCACACCAAGCAAUGACACUGAGGGCGAGGGGACGGAUGGUGUGUGUGUGUGUGUGUGUGUUGCGUUGUGUUGUGUUGUGCUGUGUGUGACGUGAUGUGAUGUAUAUGUGCGUGUGUGUGUGUUGCGUGUGUUUGCAUGAUUGUGGUGCUUUGAAGCAAGCUGUUCUUGCUCUCUAUCCCUAAUGGGUGUGACUGGUGUAUUGAGGAGCAUCAAAAUCAAUUCAUUGGCGUGCUGGCCUGCUCACAAUCACCAUCCCUCGAGCUAAGUCCCCGAAAAAAUUUAUUCCUCGUCUGCAUCAGCGUGUGCAUCUCCGAUGUUUGACACGACCUGCGUCACGUUCUCGCACUCCUCCAACCGGCCAAGCAGCGUCCGCACCGUCGCCUCUUCUUUCUUCCUGCACUCGUGCAUGUGUGUGCAUGUGUGUUUGUGUGCAAGUGUGUGCACGUGUGUGCAUGUAUGUAUGUAUGUGUGCAUGUGAGUGAGUGCGUG
Molecule: messenger RNA, 1025 nt
Organism: Salpingoeca rosetta
Lineage: Eukaryota; Choanoflagellata; Craspedida; Salpingoecidae
Exons: 3
Coding region: 18-551 (177 amino acids)
Biological process (GO): maturation of SSU-rRNA from tricistronic rRNA transcript (SSU-rRNA, 5.8S rRNA, LSU-rRNA)
Cellular component (GO): nucleolus; preribosome, small subunit precursor; 90S preribosome
Source: RefSeq, a predicted model, not a curated record